AUGGCCUCAACGCACGACCUCGAGCCGCUCGCCCUCCCCUCUCGCACCCUCCGACCCUCAGCCAGCUUGCAAAAGCUCUCAACCUCGUGGCGGCGCAACAAGGCCACGACGACCAACAGCAACUCGACUCCCACUGCCUCUCACUCCUUGUCGUCGUCUUGCAACCCUCCGUUCCUUUCCAAUCACGCCCACACGGCCGCUUCUUCUUCAUCCCCUGCGUAUACCCACCAGCAUUCAAGCACAAGCACGACGGCCAACCUCGCACCACCUCGGCCCGCCUUCUUCUACGACGGCCAGUCGGCGUCCACGGCGUCGUCGUCCACGACCACUGGCACACCAUCCUCCUCCUCCGCCUCGGCAUCGCCCAACGCGAGCUCCCUGUCGCUGGACUCGCUCAAGCCAGCAGGUGUGCCCUCGAUGCCGAGCAUGAGGCGCCUCCUCGGUGGGCGACGAGCAAGCGGCGAGGCCAACGACAGGCGUAGCUCCAGUGAGCAGCAGCCGCGGACGCCGCCAGGGCCAGAGCGGAGUAGGAGCCCUCCCACAAAUGCUGCUCCGAGCAAUGGUACGUCAUUUCGCUCGAUCGGACGCCGCCUCUUCUUCAGCAACACCAACAGCAGCAAACCAGACCUGGACCCUUCCUCAUACCCCACGGAUCGGUCCCAUUCCUACUCGUCCGAGUCGACUGCCAACUCCUCGCCCCCGCGCACGCCACCGUCUCCUCAGCAUGGCUUUACGUACACGGGUGGCCUCCCUCAGCUGCCCCCGCUGGCCUCCUUCUCUGUGACGUCCAGCACGACUGCGGAUGGGCUGAAUAUCAGCCCCAAGAGCAAGAUACCCGCAACGCCGAUUGUCAUCCCGCCUCGCCGCUCCUCACCGCCGAAAGCACAGAUGAUGGACCCUUGGGCAAGGCGCGAGCCCUCCACCUCUGCGCCGCUAUCCUCGACCGUACCAGCGCCGUCGAGGACCAGCAGCCUCUUUACCAUUACGCCCACACCAGCAAAACCUGCCGUGACUUCCUCAUCGUCAAAUUCUGGCUUUGCAGCAUCCUCGUCGCUCUCAUCCUCUCUGCCCUCAGCUACAGCAGGCACGUCCGACUUUCUCGGCGACUCCUCCGACUUUCUUGAGGCUGUCCUCUCGCUCAGCACGGACGACGGCGAGACGAGCCAGAGCCUUUUCCGCAACGACGAACAGCAGGCAUCGACUUCGAGGUCCGGCCCUGCACCGAUGUCCACGCUCUCUUCCAGCUUCACGUCGCCGAGCUUCCCCUCAGCUCGGAGCACGACGUCAUUGAGCUCAGGGUCUCGUCGCAUGAUGACCGAGGCGCAAGCCGCGCAGAUCAAUGAGGAGCAGCGCAAGAGGAGACCCAAGCUCACGAUCCGACCUGGCUUCGCAAACCGUAACAAGCCGUCCCUCUGGGCGCAAGACUCGGAGUCGGAUGACGAAUACGGUGGAGACGAGGACAGCAACGAGAGUGGUGGAUCGAGUAGCAGCAACUCGAAGAGGGCGCGCCCAACAUCACAGUCCUUGUUGGCUACGUCGCCGACCACACCGGCAGACCGCAACUCCUUGUUCCCCUCGAGCUUCUCCUUUGGGCGUAGGCGCUCUCCUUCUCCCUCGCCCUCACCCUCGCCCACGUUUGCUACCUUCAAGGACGUCGCAGCAGCAACACCACCGCCAGCGACUCGGACUCCCUCCUCCACCCUUCCCGGCCUCUCUCCACCGGGCCUCUCAACCCCAGCCAAGCGAGCCCUUUACGCCUGCACCCUCCUCAAGGUCCACCCUCAGCUGGACACUCUCCUCCGCCCAGCGAGCAGCACGCCAACUGUGCCCGUCGAGAUUUGCUACCCGCGCUCGAUCAACAGCUCGGCCAAGCUCGCAGCUGCAGCAAAGAAUGGCGGCUCACAGACGGGUGUGGCGGGUGCGCCCCUUACCAUGUGUGCCCGCAAUCUGGGCAUCGCUCUGGCGCAGACGCAGGUGAUGCGCAAAUUGCGAGGGAGGCUGACGAGGAAUGAUGAGGUCGAGAUUGGCUGGUUCUUGAGGGCAUAUGCCUCGGAGCUGGUCAGCCCUGAGGCAAUUGCCAAGUCGCUGGCUUCACGGCCGCAGGUGUCGCCCGAGGCGCAGGGAUUGGCUUCAGCGUCGUCCGACCCUCCUCGCCCUGGUACGCCAGACUCGACUCAGCUGCCCAGCAACCGCGCCACCUCUGCCAUGGACGGGAUGGCUACGUGGGCAUCGCGCGGUACUUUCCUCGAGCGCUGUGUUGUCCACAAGGGAGGCGAGGACAAUGCCUUUGAAAUUGGGGAUGUGGUCGUUGGCGGGGGCGUACGAGCAAAGGGUAAGCCAGCAACCAGGGCAGGCGAUCUGGUCUUCUCCCCCCGUGUGCGCAUCCUUGCUGGCUGGUCUCCGAAGCCAUUGCCGAAGUUGCCUGUCGUCGUCCUUCCUCCGCCGAAGAAGAUGGCAGCUCCUCGGGCGCCGCCGCCAUGGAUCAGGCCUCGUCGCAACCUGCGAGCCGCGCCCAUCCCACCAAGUGCAGACGCCAACGUUCAAGCAGCGCACGACAAGCUGACAGCUCGAGCCGGCGAGCCGGCCACGGAGGCCGACCUACCUUCGCCUACGACGGCCCUCACUCCUGCACAAUCCAUCGCCUUGGAGACCCGACGUCGCCUCUCAGUCACGGACAGCUUCCCGCCUACGCCGGACAGCGUCACUACUUCGCUGCCAGACUCGGACGAACAAGCGUUCGUAAGCGCCGAGAGCGGGAUGGAGAGCGAGGACGAGGUGGAUCUGGAUUUGGGAGGUAACACGACAGACGACGACGACGUGCCCAUCGCGACGUUGCACCAGAUUCGAAGGCGCUCGACUAUCGCUAGCAUGUCCAUUGCAGAGACAUCUACUCUCAAGCCCCCUUCUCCGCCCGGUGAGGCGGAGCAGCGAGAGCAUCAGCAGCAACAGCCAUCAGCUCGUCCCUGGUCACCGUUCGAGCAAGAGCGCAUCUCCCGCCUCGAAAGCGAGCUCGAGCGUCUACGCCGCCGCGAUCGUGAGCGUGAGCAGGAAUUGCUGCGCAUCCAUGCAGAGAAGCGGCUCGAGGAGAACAAGCGCCAGCUCCAGGCAGCGAGGGAACGUCGUAAGCUUGGCACUCAGAAUGAGCUCAGUGCCGUGCUCCAGGACCCGAGGUACGGUGCUGGGGACGCAAUGCUUGCUCACCGGGCUUCGUUGAGGUCGAGCGUCUCGCUGGCAGAUGUGCGACAGCAACAGCAGCAGCACCAGCAGCGCUGGCCCACGAGCGGCGAUCCUCCCAUGAAGAUGCCCAGCCCGAAGGCGGCUCGACCAGCCCCUUCACCAAGCAUGGCACGCGUGCAACCCUCGCUGCCCACCUCGCCCUCACGCAUGUCAUGCUCAUCGCCGACCCCUCCGAUGGACCAGGUAAUGCCGUACCAGCACGAGCGGGCAUCGACCUCACACGGUGGACCACUCAGUCCCCGCGGAGUCCCUCGACGAGGAUCAGCCCUGUUCGCAACGCCUGCCACCCCAACCUUCAACGGCGGUAGUGGCGGCUUCCACCAUCACUACCCCUCUGCCGGCCCAUACUCGCCGCAGAGCCUCCACCACCAGUCCCUUGCGAUGCCCAGUUCGACGAGCAUGGUCCAACUGGCUCAUGGAGGGGCGCCUCAUUCCCAGCUACUGGCAAGCCCGGGAGACUUGCAUCAACCUAGGAGGAGGAGCAACGCUAUGUUGCCUGGUAAUCCACAGCCCUCACCGGCGCACCACUUCCAGCAGUACCCACCGCAGCAGGGGCAAGGGAUGAUGGCGGCAUCGUGGCAUCAGCAUCAGCAGCUUCAGCAGCUGCAGCAGACGGGGCCCUACCAGCAGUCCUACCACGCUCAACAGCCGUACGGCCAACCACAGCCUCUCGUCAUGCUCCAGCGCUCCGAUGUGCCGAUGAGCGCGAGGAGCAGUCGUAUGGGGGCCAUGUAG
Messenger RNA from Jaminaea rosea, 3972 nucleotides. RefSeq lists its product as hypothetical. NCBI's taxonomy places the organism in Eukaryota, Fungi, Basidiomycota, Exobasidiomycetes, Microstromatales. The transcript has a single exon. Bases 1 to 3972 code for a protein of 1323 amino acids. The record is from RefSeq and is a predicted model, not a curated record.